Messenger RNA from Asterias rubens (European starfish), 2009 nucleotides. RefSeq names its product SAM pointed domain-containing Ets transcription factor-like. Gene Ontology annotation, cellular component: nucleus. The transcript is spliced from 7 exons. NCBI's taxonomy places the organism in Eukaryota, Metazoa, Echinodermata, Asteroidea, Forcipulatida, Asteriidae. Gene Ontology annotation, biological process: regulation of transcription by RNA polymerase II; cell differentiation. The record is from RefSeq and is a predicted model, not a curated record. Bases 142 to 1212 code for a protein of 356 amino acids. Gene Ontology annotation, molecular function: DNA-binding transcription factor activity, RNA polymerase II-specific; sequence-specific DNA binding.
UGAGAGCAACACAAGUCUGAUGUUCAAUAGUACAGUUUGCCCAUCUACCCUGCAGUUCUAUAUCACAUCUGAAGAAUUCAGUUAAUAAUAACAACAAUAAAUACCAAUACUCAAGUCUCAGUUACUGCAGAAACUAUAGGCAUGUACACAAUGGCAGAAACGUGCACUAUCAACCCAACUCCAUUUAGCGGGUUUGGACAGGAAGUGAAGGCCUUCGACUUGAACCUAUCAGGUGACUUCAUCAACUUUGAUUUCAUCACCCAAGCUCAAAUCGAUGGCUUCUUCGACACAGCCCCGACAGACACACAAGGGGGUCUCCUCCAACCGGUCGAGUCGAUGGAGGGGUCAUUCAACGAGAUGUUGCCUGCCCAGUCACCCAUUAAGAUUGAGGAGUUGGGGUCAGUGAAUGUUGCACCCCUUCAUCAUCAGAGCCAGUAUGAUGCUGAUAUGGAUCAGGUGCAACAGUUGAUUGUACGAGAAGUCAUGGGUGAUAUCGUCACAGCCUGCGAGCUCAUCAACAUCCCAACAGAUCCUUGCAGAUGGAACUCAGAACAAGUUAAGAAGUGGGUGGAGUGGACGAGACAUCAAUAUCGCCUACCUGAGAUUGAAGUUGGCUUCUUCGCAAUGGAUGGCUUGAGCUUGUGCAAUCUUACAGACGAGCAGUUCCGUCAACUCUCACCCAAGUCCGGCGAUAUCUUGUAUGCUCAUCUCGACAUCUGGAAGAAUGCUGCUGGCCGAAUGAAUGUAGCUGAUAACAUCUUGUCCCCACAUCUUCCAGCCUCUCAAGUGUUUGUUGGCAAUGAACAGUGUAGUUAUAUGGAUCUCAGUUCAUUGGGCGGGUAUGAGACAUCAAGCUCCAUGUCAAACAGUGAUGAUGAGGCAUCUAUCCCUUCUCCUGGUCCAACAUCAGGCCCCAACACUUUCAUGACCCCUAACCACACCGGCGGAAUUCACUUGUGGCAGUUCUUGAAGGAUUUACUUGUGCAGCCUGAUUCCUACGGCUACUGCAUCAGGUGGUUGGACAGACCCCAAGGUAUUUUCAAGAUUGAAGAUUCAGUCGAAGUUGCCCGCCUUUGGGGGCUCCGUAAGAACCGACCAGCAAUGAACUACGACAAAUUGAGUCGCUCUAUUAGGCAGUACUACAAGAAAGGUAUCAUGAAGAAAACAGAAAUCGCACAACGACUAGUUUACCAGUUUGUCCACCCAUGUUAGAAUUUAAACCCAAGUUGGAAUCACUUCACGAGCUGACACUUUUGCCUUACACCUUACAUAAUUUAUAAGCUAUUUAUUUUUCAAAAUUUAAAUUAUCUUUUUAUAUCAAAAUAACGACCAGUUAGCUGAACAAUUUACUAUACAUGUACACCGCACUAUCCAUGUUACAGAAAUUAACACUUAACAGUAUAUGGACAAAGUGUGCUUGGUAUGAUAAUAAAAUCUUUUGGAAAACUUUUUUCUACGUGUAUAUAAAAUAAGAAAAUAAUUUAUUUAAAAAGGCCAUCAGCGAAGCUAUGAAGCAUUCUUAAAAACCAAAAACUGGAAACAAGUGUUUCGCCAUAUUGCAACAGUAAGUUGCGUCAUCGGUGUAUGUUCUAUGAACACCAUACUGCAACACUAAGUUGCUUUAAAUGUCUCUUACGGUACUGCCAAAUAGUGUCUCCUAGGUUUGAGAUCGUUUUGUUAUGAAACUAAUUAAUAAUUUUGCAAUGUUUUCCAUUGCUUGACAUCUUGAUUGUUGGAGUGUUUAGAAUCAGUAGGUUGUCACUUACAGAGCAAUUUGUAUAAAAAGACAAGAUGGUAUUACAGCAAACACAGACCACUUAGAUUUUUCUUAAGUAUAUUGUAAUUACCUGCAAUAGUGAUGCGGAAGUUUGUGGGUUCGAAUCCCAUCUAAGUAACCUAUAUUUUGUUAACGUUUGCGGUAACAAGAACUACGUAUUACUAUUAUUAUUGACUAUCUUGUAGACGAUGUGACCUGUGACAUCACAUAGUAACAAAAGAGCCACAGAGCC